Austrofundulus limnaeus is the source of this 272-nucleotide messenger RNA. RefSeq names its product probable E3 ubiquitin-protein ligase HERC1. Lineage: Eukaryota; Metazoa; Chordata; Actinopteri; Cyprinodontiformes; Rivulidae. The record is from RefSeq and is a predicted model, not a curated record.
GCGUGCUUCACAGCUCCCCCGACUCCCUGGCCGAGUCCUGGUUCCGGUCCAGACUGAGCCACCAGCGCAGCUACGGCUCGGCUCACUCCUACGACGAGUCGGACCUGGACCUGAACCGCUCUCUGGGGGUCCAGGCUCUCAUCGACAACAUGGUCAGCUUCAUGAGCGGGGACGUGGGACUGGCCCCGGCCUUCAAGGAGCCUGAGGAGGGCGUGUCCACCAGUCCACAGGCCACCAUCCUGUCCAUGGAGCAGCAGCAGAGCAGGGCCGAG